GACCCCGGGUCGGGCGGAGGCGAUGGCAGUUGGGAAUCUGGUCCCGCGCAGAGGUCCCAGCUUGUGCGUCCUGGACGCCGGCUGGAGGAGCCCGGUUCGCGUGCGCGCCGGGCUUGCUUUCCUUUUCCCCUAAUGUUGAUUUCCUUUUUUUCUGCCUUGUUUCUCCUUCGCGUUGGGUCGGGUGCUUUCUUCUGGAGCUGAGUGUCGUCCCUGCUGCAAGCGUGAGACUUGUCAGCGCGCAGGCAGGGGAACAAGCAAGACUGGCCGUUGUGGAAAAGUGUGCGCUCUCCGGGUCAGGUCUGCCAGGCCGGCGUGGGGAAGACUGCGCUCCGGGGUGUCCUCUUCGCCGCGUCUCAACUUGUGUCCUGGUUCGCAGCAGCGGCGAAGGCGCCGAGCCCCGGGAACCGGGCGGCCUCGCUUGCCCCGAAGUUCCGCAUCGUUUGCAGACAACUCUUUUGUUCGCGGAAGUUUGCACCCGCCACCCCCGGGAUGCGGGCGCUCAGUCGCCGACUCCGCGGCUGCUGGACUGGCCAGUGCAGUCGCGAUGGGGGGAGUUGACCACGCUUGGCCAUUUCCUGGAAGGGCCCUGUCACAAGGGUGAGGGACCCAUGGGCAGCUGUUUCUGCUGAUAUCAUUACCCUGGGGGUGCCCAGGCAUCACUGCUGGCCAGGUCUGACUACCUGAAGAUGGCUUCUGCCCACCCUGGGAUGCAGCCCAGCACCUGAGGUCCUUACCAUGGUGAUGAUCCUAACGAGAAGCCUCGCCAACCAGGGAGCUGACUCUAUAGCAUGCAGGACCUUCAGCCCUGAACUGCACACGCCAAAGAAGAUGAGUCAAGGACCUACCCUUUUCUCUUGUGGAAUUAUGGAAAAUCACAGAUGGCGAGACCUGGAUAGGAAAUGCCCUCUUCAGAUUGACCAACCGAGUGCCAGCAUCUGGGAAUGCCUCCCUGAAAAGUGUCAGGACAGCUCACUGUGGCACCGAGAGGCGGUAACCACCUGUGCAGUGACCAGCCUGAUCAAAGACCUCAGCAUCAGUGACCACAAUGGGAACCCCUCAGCACCCCCGAGCAAGCGCCAGUGCCGGUCACUGUCCUUCUCUGAUGAGAUGUCCAGCUGCCGGACGUCAUGGCGGCCCUUGGGGUCCAAAGUCUGGACUCCUGUGGAGAAGAGACGGUGCUACAGUGGUGGCAGUGUCCAGCGCUACUCCAAUGGCACCAGCACCAUGCAGAGGAGCUCCAGCUUUAGCCUCCCUGCCCGGGCCAAUGGGCUAUCUUCACCCUGCCACCAGGCGGGACUGCAGCACCGCUUUGGGGCACAGCCCAGCAGCCAAGGAGCCCUGGGCUCACCCCCCUGUGGACAGGGAGGUGACCCUUGGAGCCCUGACCCACACCCUGUGGGUGGGGGCCGGCUAGACCUGCAGCGGUCCCUCUCCUGCUCACAUGAGCAGUUUUCCUUCACGGAAUACUGUCUACCCUCAGCCAACAGCACACCUGCCUCAACGCCAGAGCUGGUGAGACGUUCCAGUGGGCUCUCCCGCAGCCGCUCCCAGCCGUGUGUCCUUAACGACAAGAAGGUGGGUGUGAAACGGCGGCGCCCGGAAGAUGUGCAGGAGCAGAGGCCUUCCCUAGAUCUUGCCAAGAUGGCACAGAACUGUCAGACCUUCAGCAGCCUCAGCUGCCUGAGCACAGGGAUGGAGGACUACAGCCCCCACAGCCCCUUCGCUGUCCACGCCAGCAGCACCCGGUCCUGGGCCACCUUGCUGUCAGCUUCCAGCCCGGGGGGCAGGACCCCUGCCGGGACCCCAGUCCCCGAGCCUUUUCCCCACUCCUUUGACGACCGCCUCACCUGCCAGGAGGACCUGUCCUGUGAGGAGUCAGACGGCUGCGCCCUGGAUGAGGAUUGUGGCAGAAAGGCAGAGCUGGCCCCAGCCUGGCGGGACUGUGGGGCCGCUGGAAACAGCCUCUGCUCUCUGGAUGGCGAGUUGGACAUUGAGCAGAUAGAGAACAACUGAGGGGCCCGGGCCCUGGUCCAGCUGGGGGUUCUUCCCUCUGGGCCCUAUGUGGACACUUGUAGGGCGACCCCAGCCCCUUCCUGAGAGGUUUCAGGUCCCAGGGAAGAGCUGUCUGGCUCCGUGAAGGCUGGCCUGGCCGUGCCCCACAGUGGGACAUGUCCGCCUCUCACCAGCUGUCAAGCACGUCGGCCAGCAGGUCCACGGAACUACUGUAGCCCACAGAACAGCUUUUUGGUUUGGUCUUUUCUGCCUUGUUCCUUGUGGGAUGUUGGGCAGUUACUCCCGGCAGGUCUAAGCCCACACUGGACCCCCGAUGGGGAUGUGGUGGUGGUGGUGGGGGGCUCAGGGCUGAGGCCAGGUCCAUUGGGCCAUGUCUGGGCUCUGCUUGGCCUCGCUCAGGUUCACUCUGGGAGUCGGACCCAGUCUUUCACUCAGUUUAUUCUGUGCCUUCUUUCCCAGGUCUCUCUGCUCCCAGGAAGGUUUGGGGGACACUCCUUCUGUAGUAACACCAGAACCAUUUGGCCUUAAUCCCACACGGGGGCGCUGGUGCGGCCCUCUAUAGAGAGUAAGCCCAGGUGUGGACUCUAGGUGCCAGGAAACAACUCUGCUCGUUGGAGGCCAUGCGCAUUGGGUAGAUGCUUUGAUCUACUGGCUGAAAGGCAGAUCCACUUGCCUCUCAAGGUCACAGAGCACCUGCUCCCUGCCCUGCCCCUUGAGGGGCUGCCUUGGCUGCUGGUGACAGCAGCCAUCUCCAUGGCUCUCCGGUCCCUGAGUCACCAGCUUGGUUGAUUCAGGCUAGUGAAGAGACAUCAUGACAAAAGGGCGACUUCUUAAACGUGCCCUCAGGAGACAGGAAUGUGAGCAGGUGCACAAAUCCAGGCCCUGAGCAGGUUUCAGGGGUGAAGGAUGUCUGUUCUUGGGGCCCAGGGAGGGCCUCUGAGCCCCCUGUCGUAUCCCCAGCAUUUUCUCCAAUGUUCACAGGCUCCCAGGCUUUAGUCAAAGUGCACUGUCCCCUGCAAGACAUGCAGACCUGUCUGCUGAGGGAGCCAGGCUUAGGUGCUGCCUGCCUAAGGCAGCCGCAGGCACCAGCGUGGCUCAACUCAACCUACAUCCUCCCCAGCCCCUCUCCCCGGGUGCAGCCCGCCCCUCAGGCUGUGUGCUCAGGAGCCCCCAGCGCACCUCACACAUACAUCACAGGCCUCUGCACUCUGGGAAUCUGGCUUUUAGCAAACUUGGCAUCUACAAACAAUAGCAAGCGGGCUGGCUUAUGAAUGAGUGGCUCAUUUUCCCAUGAGGCUGAAAAUCUCCAGUGUGUUCCCUGGUGUUCACUGAGAUGUGAUCAAGACACUUUUGCAGUCCCUUUGCUUUUGCUUCCCUUCCAUGGACCAGAAAACACCUCAUGUCUGCAGGUUGACUACAAAUGUUUCUCAUCUUUCUCCAAGAAAGAAACUGGUUGUAAAACUUGUUUAAACCUUCACAUUUUACUGUACCAGAGGGGUAGAGGCCCUGGUUCUGAUUUGUAGGUGGUGUUUCUUUAAAAUCAGCCAGAAGAUGCUUGUAGGAAGCCCCUCCCAUGGCCCGCAGAGGCCUGAGAAGCCAAACCAGACUUCAGGCAGCUCUGGGUAGACAAAGACAUGGUGCCUCCUCCCUGCCUACCAGUGGUGGAGGCCCUGUCUUCUCAGAGCAGGUCUAGAGGAGGAGGAAGGUAGUUGAGAGGAUGUGCCAGUGCCUUUUCCCCAGAAAACCAGGACGGGAGUUCUGGUACCUGGUGUGGCCAUACCGAGAGUGGUGACAAUGGGAGCACAGCCCCCAAAAACCUUCCUGUGGAAGGCAGAGGAACGCUUCCAUCUGGUCCACUCUGCAGGGCCAGCUAAGGCCAAGGCAUGGCGCAGCCACCGGCUGCCUCUCUAAGGGCCAGGAUAGGAGGCAACUGCUGGCAAGUGUGUCACAGAGCUGUAGUACGGGUGACUUGUCCUCAGACCCUACCCCCCUGUGGCAGAAGGACAACCAGUGGAGCUCGCUGAGUCACAACCACAUCCUCCUCACCUCCGCCAGCCCCAGGGUACUUAAGGACAGAAAUGCCCAGGCCGAUGGCGCAUUUGGCCCUUUCCAGCCUCACAGGCCCUUCUUAACUGUUCCUAUUCCACUAACACUCCUAGCCCAGGCACACAGCAGCGGCAACUACGGGAGAAGAUGGUGGUGUCCUUUCGGGUUACGGAAAGAAAUGACCUCCAGUUUACUUCCUGGUUGUCUUUUGACUAGACAGAGUAGGCCCCAUCUAGGAGGUGUCCCGCUGCCUUCUCAGCGGCCACACCCGUCUGUGUUCCCCUCUGCUGGCUCCAGAACUCCGUCUUGGUCCUGCUGGGCAGGAAGAGCACCCGGGAGGCCUCCUGCGGCCCACCCUUCAUGGUUUCCCCAUGGGCAGUGCGCAGGUGGGCUCAAACUCCCCAGCACGGUGGCCUCAGCUGGCGGCAGCAGCAGAAGCCUCACCUUGUCGGGUUUGACUGUGAGUCCUGCCCUGGAUGGAGGCUGAGAAGGUGCAGGCCUCGCAGAGUAGGCUGAGCCAGGCCAGCUGCCUGCCUGGAGGCCUGGAAGGAUGAACGUGAAGUAGGAAGAGGGGUUUCCUGACACAUGGUGUCCCCAUUUACUCCAGAAGCCAGUGAACUGACGGGAGCUGCCUUCUGUCUAGGUGACCAGGCCUGGGUCGGGCCGCAGCCUAGCCGUUUACAUGACUGCAAACCCUCUUGCCUUAUUCUUGGGCAGUGGAGGCCAGAGCUUGGCCCAGAGCCCAGGAAAGACUCACAUCCAGGCCCCAGAGAGCUUGUUCUUACCGUACAUAGGGAUUUUCCUUCUCAGAAAGCCUUACUUUUGAAUAACACUUUUGUAUCAGGAAAGUUUUUGGAUUUGUACGCUGAAUGAAAUUUUAAGUAAAGGAAAAGGCCACAUAAAAAUGAAGACCAGUUUCCAAAUGGGGGCUCCUAGUACAGAUGAGUAUGAUGCUCUGACACUACCAAGGGGCAUUCAGGGGUCUGCCUGAGCAAGCUUCUACUGCAGUUAAAGCACACCCUCGGUCCUGUGCUCCACGUGUACCUGGUGGCCAUGGGGUGGCCAGCCGAACACCUAGGGCUCUGGGAGCCCUGCACGGGCACUCUGCCCGCACAGGCCGUGACGCUGCGCCUUGCCACAUCCACGCUGCUGACCAAACCCCUCCCACUGGUGCCAGAGAAAAGCGCGCUUCUUAAAGAGAAAGGUGGUUUUACAAGUUGCAGCCCGAAGUGGAGCGCUCGUAGCCUAGGUAGGAUAGUCGGACUUUCUAGCAUAGUUUUGUUGGCAAAUGAAUUGAGCUGUCAGUGCGUGGGGGCGAUGUUGGGAGUUGGGGGACAGACCACACGUAGGCCACACUAGGAUAACACGCAUUUCUCCCAUCCAUGCGGUGUCAUGUUGCAGAGCUUCAGGAAUCACCGUGGCCUGGGUAGUGCUGUGCCAGGUCCCUGCUAGAGCCAAGGUCCUCUGCACAGAGGCACUGGGUCUGUCCUACCACCGCUGCCCUCCGCAUCCUGUCCUCCCACGCAGGCCAUGACUGUCUUGCACUAGAGCCGCUCUAGUCUCAGGAAUUUGCUUGUUACUUUUACUGUGUAAAUAAAGCUUCCUGGUUCAAUACCCAGA
This is a messenger RNA of Chinchilla lanigera (long-tailed chinchilla), 5679 nucleotides long. RefSeq names its product family with sequence similarity 53, member B (gene Fam53b). Gene Ontology annotation, cellular component: nucleus. The coding region runs from base 736 to 2013 and encodes 425 amino acids. The transcript is spliced from 5 exons. Gene Ontology annotation, biological process: positive regulation of canonical Wnt signaling pathway; protein import into nucleus. The record is from RefSeq and is a predicted model, not a curated record. NCBI's taxonomy places the organism in Eukaryota, Metazoa, Chordata, Mammalia, Rodentia, Chinchillidae.